CCGUGUUUGGCGCCAAAUUAAAAAUUAAGGAAAACAACACGAGUUAGCUUGAAAUACUUGAAAAACGGAGUUAAGUCUACUUUUUUCACAAUUAUUUGUUAUCCAAAUAAGUUAUGGCUGAUAAAGAAUCACCGAUUAACAACUUGAACCGGCUGAACCUGGCGGACGAAAGCAAACGUGCCGAUUAUUUGGACUGGAACGAGUACUUCAUGGCGACCGCUUUCCUGUCCGCUAGACGUAGCAAGGAUCCCAACACUCAGGUCGGUGCCUGCAUCGUCAAUGAGGAGAAAAAGAUAGUCGGUGUCGGCUACAACGGGUUCCCCAUCGGAUGCAGCGACGAUGAUUUUCCUUGGGGGAAAGCGUCUAACGAUCCGCUGGUUACCAAGUACCUGUACGUGUGCCACGCCGAGAUGAAUGCAAUCCUGAACAAGAACAGCUCGGACGUCAAGGGUUGCACCAUGUACGUGGCGCUGUUUCCGUGUAACGAAUGCGCCAAAAUCAUCAUCCAAUCGCGCAUCCGGGAGGUGGUGUACAUGUCCGACAAGCACGCCCACAAGAAUCACACCAUUGCCGCGAAACGGAUGUUCGAUGCUGCCGGUGUGCGCUACUGGCAGUACGUGCCAAAGAACAAGCGCAUCGUGAUCGACUUUUCCGAGAUCGAUUGGGACAACUUGAAUCAGCUGCCGGUGACUCCGGCGAAAAAACAAAACCCCACGUGACAAAUGAUUGUUAGACAAUCUGAUUUUUGAGAAGUUAAGAUUACAGUUUAGUUUAUUUGGACAGCUUUUUAUGUUGUGAACAUAAUUUAUUUUAAAAUAUACGAUUUACUCAACUCAUAAUGUUAUCAUGACAUUGUAAAUACAU
Molecule: messenger RNA, 864 nt
Organism: Uranotaenia lowii
Lineage: Eukaryota; Metazoa; Arthropoda; Insecta; Diptera; Culicidae
Product: deoxycytidylate deaminase
Exons: 2
Coding region: 114-719 (201 amino acids)
Biological process (GO): dUMP biosynthetic process; dTMP biosynthetic process
Cellular component (GO): cytoplasm
Molecular function (GO): zinc ion binding; dCMP deaminase activity
Source: RefSeq, a predicted model, not a curated record